AUGCUGGAACUGUUACUUUCGGUUCCGAACGUCGACUGCAGUGACACCGCCCUACACGCGAUUCGAGACGACCAACAGCAAAUGGCGGUGAUGAUUCUCAACAAAAUGGAGGAGCAACGUCCUCACUCGGAGUUCGCUGGCGCUGUAGAUAGUUCUGAAUUUUUAGACGAAACUACGCCUAUGGACGUUGCUGCGGCCUACGGACAUUUUGAUAUGAUUAAAUUACUUGCUGAUAGAGGACAUUCAAUCAAGAAACCUCAUCCGCCUGAUUGCUACUGCCGAGAAAUUUGCAAGCGUGAGAGGGAAAAUGAGGACCCGUUGACACUCGACAAAAAAAGACUGGCCCGGUAUCAAGCCUUCUCGAAUCCUGCUCAUAUUUGUCAUAUUUCUUCGGAUCCUAUUCUCAUAGCCUUUCAACUUUCAUCCGAACUUGGAAGAGCUGCUGUCGUACAACGGGAAUGGCACAAGUUUUACAAACAACUAUCGCAGAGUACAAAAACAAUUUUUUUUGAACUGGCACAAGCUCCAAAAGUUCUUUUUCUUCACGGAGUGCCACGUUUACAUUAUAUACCUAAUUUUCCGAGAGAAUUUCCCUUUUCAAAACUAUUAAUUUGGUAG
Messenger RNA from Cotesia congregata, 618 nucleotides. NCBI's taxonomy places the organism in Eukaryota, Metazoa, Arthropoda, Insecta, Hymenoptera, Braconidae. The record is from the annotation of a GenBank genome assembly.